Messenger RNA from Tremella mesenterica DSM 1558, 1474 nucleotides. RefSeq lists its product as uncharacterized. The transcript has 15 exons. Lineage: Eukaryota; Fungi; Basidiomycota; Tremellomycetes; Tremellales; Tremellaceae. The record is from RefSeq and is a predicted model, not a curated record. Gene Ontology annotation, cellular component: membrane. Gene Ontology annotation, molecular function: lipase activity. The coding region runs from base 129 to 1400 and encodes 423 amino acids.
CCUUAAGGUAAUACCAAAGUUUUCACUCUUCAUCAAUGAUCUUCACUCCAUCAUCACUCUACUCAUAGAGUCCACUGUACAAUAGCACUAGUUGAUAGUCAUCACAUUCUGUCUCGCGAUCAAUCACGAUGGCUUCGGACAAUGCUUUAUGGGAGAUUAUUCGUCCUGCUCUAGUUCGUCUUGGAUUGUAUACUGUCUCUGAUCCCACAUUUGGCCGUUACAAUUUACCUAUUCAUCCUCCGCAUAAAAAGCUCGUAGACGAUCCCAAUGUUGCACACACUUGGCGUCGUGUUUUCUUACCCCCUGAGAGCUCGUUUGAAUCUUUACAAGAGGCCUACGAUACAACAGAGAUCCUGUAUGCCGAAGACGUAACUUUGCAACCUCAAGAAAUUGAAUCUGGAUUACAACGAGGAGGAAGAUGGAUCUGCUAUAGCAUUUGGGAAAUGGUGAAUGCUCCAUCCGGCGGGUGGGAAGGAGGAGGCAAGGGCAAGGGGAAAGAUCUCGUCUUGGUACAUGGUUUAUCUGACUACGGUCUGAGAUAUGCUCCUCACAUUCCUCAUUUUCUAAAGGCUGGCUUCAGAGUAAUUGUACCUGAUUUACCCUCUUAUGGUCGCUCGACUGGCGUUCACUCAUUCCUUCCUUCCCUGCUUUUGCUGAGUGCGGCCCUUCACGUCGUUCUCACGGACACUGUAAUGCGUGAUUUGGACGGAGGGAGAAAGCAAAGCAAAGUUUUCCUCAGUGGAGCAUCUAUGGGUGGUUGGGCAGUCUUGUAUUACCUACUCAAAUACCCGCCUACACCUUCUGCUACCGCCGUCGCAGCAGCGGCAAACGAACAUGACGUUCCUCCUCCCGAUGGCAAAGGAUAUCGCAAGCUGGAGAAACACAAGGGAGACGAGAAACACCGCAUACAGAUCGCUGGUGCCUUCGUCUUAUGUCCCAUGGUGGAAGUGUCGAAAAACUCUAGACCUUCCAUCCUUGUGGAAGGCUUCGCCAGAGUUCUCAAGUUCUUUGCGCCUACACUUCCAUUAGCAAAAGCAGUGAGAGGUAACGUUUCCGACGAUCCAAGGGUCGAAGAAGAUUUCUACGCCGACGUCCUGUGCUAUCAUCGAUGGCUACGAGUCGGGACGGGAUUGGCUCUGCUCGAAGGUAUGAUCGAGCUUGAAAAGCGUGCGGGCGAGAUUGACGUUCCAAUUCGUUUGGUUCAUGGUACUUCGGAUCGAGUGACGUCCCAUUUAGGUACGCUGAAGUUGUUUGACAGGUUGCCCAACGCGGAUAAGGAAUGUCAAUUAUAUGAAGGUUAUGAACAUGUCAUGAUAAAGGAAGGUAUAGAUGCGGCAGACGAUGAAAAGCGACAAAGAGUCCUCGCCGAUUGGCGUAGUUGGCUCCUUCAGAGGUGUUGAAACCCGACGAGUGAUCCAAAAUCCAAAAGGAUAUGACGCUAGGGAUACAGUUCUAUGCAUAAUUUUCAUUCGUC